Molecule: messenger RNA, 3669 nt
Organism: Lytechinus pictus (painted urchin)
Lineage: Eukaryota; Metazoa; Echinodermata; Echinoidea; Temnopleuroida; Toxopneustidae
Product: thiosulfate sulfurtransferase-like
Exons: 4
Coding region: 366-1280 (304 amino acids)
Cellular component (GO): mitochondrion
Molecular function (GO): thiosulfate-cyanide sulfurtransferase activity
Source: RefSeq, a predicted model, not a curated record
CUUGUCAAGAACAUUAUUAUAAACUACGAAUGUCAGAUUUGUUCCCAACAGCGGUGUCCCAAACUGACGGGUCAUUAUUUUGCGCCAAACAUAACGAUUUGAAUGACUGAUGGUGAUGUGAAUGUUGUUUUGAACUUUUGGUAUACAUGUAAACCCUCUGUGGGAUUACUUUGCAUGCUGUGACAGAGGUUUUCCAGAAUAUUCACUAGAUACCUAACCUAUACUGUACAAUAUAAACAGGCACCAUAUCUCACUCGGCAAACACGGGUUGUAAAUAGACAGCCCGGAUAGACAGUCUACAUUCUUUCGCAUAAUUAUACUGAAAAGAACUGCGGCCGGCAACAACAAAAUUGAUUCAUUAUAACAUGGCUGGGAAUGCUUCGUCAAUACCACCUCUGGUAACCACAAAAUGGUUAAGCGAUGUACUACGUGAACAACAAUUCUCUUCGUCGUCGUCGUCAUCGUGCUCGGUUCGUGUACUUGAUGCGACAUGGCUAGGGAUUGUGACAGAGGGUCCAGAUGCUUUCCGAGUUGAGCACAUUCCCGGAUCUGUUCACUUUGAUCUCAACCAAUGCAGAGAUAAAUCUUCCCGCUUUUACUUUACACUUCCAUCUGCCGAAGAGUUUGCAAAGUACGUAGGCGAGCUAGGUAUCGACAACGAGACCCACGUGAUCGUAUACGAGAAUGAUCCAAUAUUCAGGAUGAUGUCGGCACCUAGGACAUGGUGGAUGUUCAGAACGUUUGGUCAUGACAAGAUCUCAAUACUGGACGGAGGUUUGAAACAGUGGAAGGAGGAUGGUUUCGCGGUCGAGGGCGGGAGCCAGACGGUUGACCAGCGGACCUUCAUGGCCAAGCCACCCAACCCACGCCUCAUCAAGCAUUUCGACGAGGUUUUAGAUAACCAGAAGACCGAGGAGUUUAGUUUGAUUGACAGCAGGUUACCAGAAUGGUUCGACGGGAGUAUGGAUUCUAUUUGGCCUGACUUGCCAUUGGGGUACAUCCUUAAGUCGGUCAACGUUCCUUUUGGUCGAUUGGUCCGUAGUGAUAGCGAUCGCAUGGUAGCGCGGGAAGAUAUCCUUCAACUUUUUCAAUCGGCGGGUAUCGAUCUCUCACGUCCUCUCGUCAGCUCAUGUUUUGUCGGCAUCAGCGCAUGCACAGUCGCUCUCGCUGCCUACGUGGUCGGGAAGGAGGACGUUGCGAUCUACGACGGAUCGUGGGAUGAGUUUUGCAAACGAGCACCAAAGGACUCGCAUGUCAUCGUUCCCGAUCCUCCAAAAUAAAAAAAGAUAGGGGGAGUUGGGCUUAAAGAAAUUGUGAACAUGAUAAAAAUGCCGGGUUAAAUUCUUCUUCAAAACCUGAAGAUGAGCUGUCAAUUGAAACAAUUAUUUUCUUUUCGCAAAAAGUACGCAAUUAAAUUUACCAUUUCCCACACGAUAGGCUUAAUUGACAGUCAAAGUACUGUAUAAAAUGGAUUAGAAUAGCUUUUUAUACAGUAUUGAUCUUGAUUGAUCAUUUGCAAUUUUCAUUCACUUUUGAUAACCAAUUUCAUUAUCUUGAUGACACGUGUACACAAGCCCCCCCCCCCCCCAUCCAAUCACUAAAAAGGACCCAAACUUAAAUAUUAACUAUACAAGUCAAUGGGUCAUAUUCAUCAUGAUAUGAGUUUUAUGGUUAUAAAAAUAAUAUAAAUAUCAGAAUAUGACGGGCAGUUCCCCUUCCCUAAGUAAUCAUUGAACUCAAGAUAAAACCCAUAUGUCUGCAAAAUAAUCAAAAUCCAAUUUCAGAUAUGCACAAAUAUCUGCUUUAUUGCUUUUUCCCCUCACUUGUAUAUGUUCUUGAAUGAUUCAUAUCUUCUUGCCCUUCUCCCUCCAAGAAAAAUUAUUAUUCUGAGUGUAGCCUUGAUUGUUGCAACUUUUGGCAUUUGAAAGGAGAGAUUGACCCCAAUAUGAUAUCAGACCUCGUAUUUUUUUUGUAAAUAUAACCUCUGAACGAUCAUUUUUUUUCUUGUGAGAGUACAAGAAAACUUUCAUAAAGUUGACCAUAUACCAAAUACUCUAUUCAUAUAAAGGGUGGACAUUUCACAAGGGUAAUUGUUAUUUUGUGUUGACCCUCAUUCCAAAAAAAAUCUCCUGUACACUGAUAGAAAAUUUAUGCUUAAAAUAAAAGAAGUUCCUGCAGCAGAAUCUCGAGAACACCUGUAAUCUUACCAGAUUGCGUAAUCUUACAUUAUAUCAUGUAAAAUUACAGGAAAUUGGUAUUUGGUGUAUGGAACCUUACAAAUUUCCUUAAAUAAAACACCCUUUUCCCCUUUUAAACAGACCUGUUCUGUUAAAUUGCAGAAAACUUCCUGUUUUAUGAAUUUAGAGAAUGAUUCUGUUAUUGCUUUCUGCAAAAUUUUGUUUUUCUGAAAAAUCAGGGUUUUUUUUAACAGUGUAUUUUUGUAAACAGAUUAUCAUUUAUUGUGAUUCCCCAUUCAAUUAUAUGAUUGUAUAUUGUAUUAAUGUAUGGGGAGGGGGUGGGGUGAAGUAAAUAUAAAAAAGUACAUGGAUGUUAAACGUCUUAGAAUAUGCUAUUUCAAAAGCUUUUCAUGACUCAAUAUCAAUUUGAAACUAACUAUACUCCCAACAACUCGAUUAGAAUGUGAAAUACCAAGUUUGCAGACAUGUGGUUUUCAUAUUAAAGUUCCCUUGCUCUGCUGUGCAGCUGAGAAACUACUUCUAUUGUAAAAGCAAAUGGUAAAUGCAUGGUAGAACAUGGGAGUUAUGAAUAACACAAAUAUCAGUGGUAAAUUACACCAUGGAAAUGAACAUAACACUAUGCACACAAAAUGUAUUAUAACAAAGGAUAUUGAUCACAAUAGAUUUCACCCUUGCAUAAAUUACACUGAUGGUCCUCUUUGUACACCACAGGUGGCGUAGUGUUAACCCCCCUCCCCGAUUUAAACAGUGUACGGUCUCUGUAGACAGGUGGGGCGCUAUGGCUGCUUUGGCUGUACAUUUGUAAUAAUAAAAAAUAAGAAACAAGGUGAUCUCCAGAAAUACUUUAUAUAUUUAUUACUCCAUAAAUUCAUUUGGUUUCUUUUAGUAGACAUUGUGAUAUGCUAUAUGUGUGCUUUAUAUAUACAAAAUAUUUACAACUUGAUAUUCCAUUUAUAUUCAGUCAUAUCAUAUUCAUGUAAAGUACAUCAUCAUAGUCUUAUUUAUUCAAACCAUAGCUAUACACUUGUAAUUUGUGAAAUCAACAAAUCCCCAAAACAAUAUACUUCAAUAUUUCAAAUAAAUGUGUUAAGAUCCACUUCCUUAUAAAACCAUACUUUAGCAUAUAGGUCCACGAUAACAGUAUGACAUUGAUAAGUUCUCUCUCCUUUAAAACCACCCUGUUUUCUGGAUAAAAGACAGGUAUUCCUCUAAUAAAGAUAGACUACCGUAUCAGAUAAUUUUCGUCACUUGAUAAAGAGUUGCAGCGGCACUCGAAAGCUCGUUAACUUGUAAGCUAGUGAACACUUUUUGCGAGAGUAAUCACAAAUUUCCUAGAAAGCUAGUGAACACUUUUUGCGAGAGUGAUCACAAAUUUCCUUGUUGACCAUAGUAGAUUGCAAGACAAAACAAAUGAAUGCCCUCUAGCGAUUAAACAUAUGUUGUUGUAAAUAAAACAGAUAUAUUAUUUGAA